AUGUUCGCUCCCGCGCGCGCCUCCCUCCGCGCUCCCUGCGCUCGAUGUCCCCCCUCCCUCCUCCGGCCUGCUCUCCCACGCGCUCCAACUCUCGCCUCCCCCUUCCCUCGGCUGACGGCGUCUGGAUCCGUGUCAUCCCCGCACUUAGCAACGCGCGGAGGGGAGCGGGCUCUGCCCCCGGCAGGGCCAUCGACCACGGCUGGAGAUAACCUGGGGGCCUCUGCCCGCCCCACGAGGGCCCCAAGUGCAGGGAUGGAGGAGGGCGUCGGGACAGACAGAAUGGACGAAUGGCAAGGCGUUUAUCCUGAGCAGCCGAAGAGCAAAAUCUGCAGUGGAAUGUCGGGGCAGUAUCAUUCACCCAACUUACAGAUGACAAAGCCAGGCCAAUAAGGAUCG
Rhinopithecus roxellana (golden snub-nosed monkey) is the source of this 396-nucleotide messenger RNA. RefSeq lists its product as uncharacterized. The record is from RefSeq and is a predicted model, not a curated record. Bases 1 to 390 code for a protein of 129 amino acids. NCBI's taxonomy places the organism in Eukaryota, Metazoa, Chordata, Mammalia, Primates, Cercopithecidae. The transcript is spliced from 2 exons.